Molecule: messenger RNA, 1195 nt
Organism: Magallana angulata
Lineage: Eukaryota; Metazoa; Mollusca; Bivalvia; Ostreida; Ostreidae
Product: PI-PLC X domain-containing protein 2-like
Exons: 2
Coding region: 57-989 (310 amino acids)
Biological process (GO): lipid metabolic process
Molecular function (GO): phosphoric diester hydrolase activity
Source: RefSeq, a predicted model, not a curated record
AGUGUUUUUGUAAAAAUUGUUUACCUGUGCGGCGCCUCUGUAACAGGAAAAACAACAUGGAUGAACAACACAAGAGGCAGAAGCAAUGCCGGACGGACUGGAUGAGUCGACUGCCAAGUCAUCUGCAGAAGUUGCCCUUGAACAAGCUCGCAAUUCCAGGGUCCCAUAAUUCCUUUUCCUACAGUCUUGAUCCGCAUUCCCAAGUGGCUCCGGACCAAUCCAGAGAAAUCCACGCAGUUGUUCACAUGUUUGGUGCACCCGGACGUGACGUCAUUUACCGUUGGUCAAUGACGCAAAAUUUGACUGCAGAACAGCAACUGAAUUCCGGAAUCCGAUAUUUUGACAUUCGCAUAUCCAGAGAGAGUUCAUCGGGCAAAGUAUGUUUUAUCCACGGUCUGUACGGCGCCGACGUGAUCCCAUGUUUAGAAGACAUUAAAAAGUUCCUCGACAAUCACCCGAAAGAGGUUGUGAUAUUGGACUUCAAUCAUCUGUAUGAAAUGGGCACAGAACAUCAUUCAUCCUUACUCCAUACUAUCACCGAGAUAUUUGGAAGCAAGCUGUGUCCCUAUUUGAAUAUGGAAUGCCUGACACUUGAGAUGAUGUGGGGGAGUGAGCUACAAGUCAUCAUUUUAUAUCAUAAUGAAAUCGUCUCCGACAACCCGUUCUUUUGGCCCGGGUCGUCGAUUGGAUCACCGUACGUAAACACACCCGAUAUACCUCAGCUUUUAUCCUUUCUGGACAAGCACAAAAAAGAGAAUGAUGCCAAAGAACGGUUUUUCUGUUGGCAAGGUGUGCUGACACCAAGUGCACAAACGAUUAUUUCACAUUUUGCAAAAAGUUUGAAAGAAGUACUUGCCGGAAAGUUGGCGCCAUUUUUUGUCACGUGGGUGAAAAAUGGAAAGAGUGUGAACUGCAAGCAUGGAAUUUUCAUGAUGGACUUUGUUGAAAUGGCGGAUUUUAUUCCAAGUGUAAUCGACCUAAAUUACUGAACUUAUAUUUGUUGAAUGUUUUUUUUUUUUUUGGUAUAAUUAUUUUUUUCUGUAUUUAUUUUGUCUAAAUGGGUUAUAAUGAAAUCUUUUAACUUAAAAAAUCUUAAAACAUCCAAAAUAUACUAAUAUGUAAAAAAAAGUACUAUCUGUUAUCUUGUCAAUGCAUCUGUUGUUAACUUCAAUAAACUUGACUAUAACUUUGAGAA